CACGACUUCAACCACGGUAUGGAAGCCAUAGGACAUGAUACCAACACCGCCACACACACCCCACCAUUUCACAUCUCUCAUCCUCUCUCCUACUUCACUUUUCCAUCUCGUACCAGACCAAAAACCGGACUUUUUCCCAUCCUGCCGUCAGUCGUCAGUGUACUUGCUCUUGUGGUGGAAAGAGAUACGGAAAAAAAGUGGUGAAAAAAUCUGAAUUUAGUUUUUGGAAAAUUUUAAAAAAGUGGAAAUAUUGUGUGGUUUUUGGUUAAAAUAGCCAUCAUCGAAGUGGACACAGUACGCGGAUUUUAAAUAAAUGAUACCUGAUAAAGUUACAAAGUAUAUGAAAUUUUUGGUGUAAAAAAGUGCGACGUUAUCGUCCUACAAAAUAAUCCUACAAAACAAUCCUACAAAAUUUGAAAAUUUCCGAGAAAGUUAAACUGAAAUAAAAAUUAGUUGGACAUAAAAACCAUGUCAGUUUCCUUCCUCCCCGAAAAUUAGUACUACCUUUUGUCCGACUUUAAAUGCAUAUUCCAUUCAAAAAUCCGCUCCUCUCGCAAUUAGCACAAGUGGACAGAGACAGUGACGACGAUCACGUUGACGUUGACGUCGAUGGUGACGUCGUCGAACGGGAGGAAGAAAGUCAUCUUAAUAAUCGACACGAGACUCAGUUUUUAAGAGGAUCCACCUUCUUGGGAGGGUUUGAUUUCGGUUAUUCGGGGGAAAUGGGGACCGAAAUUUUAGAAAAUGGUGGACACCACCACUUUCACCAGCAGCAGCAGCAACAGCAACAUCCCGGUGGUGGGGGUGGUUUAGGCGGUGGGGGUUAUUUUCCCCAGGAUUAUAUGGACUUUGCGAACGGUGGGGGCGAAUUGGUGCAAACGGGGAGUCCUAAUUUGCUCUGUAGUGCGUUACCGACACAUUGGAGGUCGAAUAAAAGUUUACCGGUUGCCUUUAAGGUCGUAGCCUUGGAUGAGAUUGAAGAUGGCACCCUUGUCACUGUCAAGGCCGGAAAUGACGACAAUUUUUGUGGCGAAUUGCGAAAUUGCACGGCCAUCAUGAAAAACCAUAUUGCCAAAUUUAACGAUCUCAGAUUCGUCGGGAGGUCUGGACGAGGUAAGGGGAAAAGUUUCUCUCUGACGAUCAUCGUGCAGGCGAGACCCGUUAUGGUGGCAAGUUACAUGAAAGCGAUCAAAGUCACGGUGGAUGGACCACGAGAACCAAGAACGAAAACAAUGUUUUCAUUUCCAGGUCACGGUGGGAUGUUCCCCCUCCUGGGGGCGCCAUGGCUCGACCCUGCCGCCGCAUAUAUGGCGUACAACUGGGAAUGCCUUCGUCGCCAAGAGGCUCUCCUCUCAAUCCAGCAUCAUCCACACCCGCCUCCAUCCACGCCGGGCGGAUCCACACCCCCAUUCCCGCCACCACCACUACCACCACAACUACCCAAACUACCCGGCUCGUCUCCUUCCGGCCCACUCGCCACCCUGGGUUCGCACCAUCUUCCCGACGGUUUCACGUCGCCACAUCCUCUCUUACGACAUGCCAACAUCCCACCCCAUUUACACCUCACAUCACCACCGAUGCCACUCCUAGGAACGUUCAGAUCGCCAAGUUCCACAUCUCCACAGAACGGAAGUGGGUCCAAUAGUUCACUAAAUAAUAAUAAUAACAACAAUAAUCACCAUCAUCGCCACACCCAUCACAAUAAUAAUAAUAAUAAUGUCAACUUACGCCCCAAGUCGUCGCAUAAUCACCAUCACCACCAAAAGUCAUCCUCCAGUCCUAGCAAUAGCAGCACGAUAAGCAGUGAUAGCGCUGGAAAUGGGUCGGAUGACGAUGUCGGGAAGGAAACGAAGGUCAAGUCCAUCCCAAUGACCGCGCCGACCGGAAAUGGUACCAAUAAUAACAACAAUAAUAAGAGUAUUAAACCCAAAGAUCUCAAUUCUGGUGGCGUCGGUCCCACAAAGAGUUGCACGGUCACAUCCUCCGCUCCAACGAAGGGGGUUUGGAGACCAUAUUAAAUAUAGUUUUAAACAAAAUAUAAUAUGUAAUUAACUAAUUUUAGGUAAUA
Molecule: messenger RNA, 2068 nt
Organism: Folsomia candida
Lineage: Eukaryota; Metazoa; Arthropoda; Collembola; Entomobryomorpha; Isotomidae
Product: segmentation protein Runt
Exons: 4
Coding region: 522-2018 (498 amino acids)
Biological process (GO): regulation of DNA-templated transcription
Cellular component (GO): nucleus
Molecular function (GO): ATP binding; DNA-binding transcription factor activity, RNA polymerase II-specific; RNA polymerase II cis-regulatory region sequence-specific DNA binding
Source: RefSeq, a predicted model, not a curated record